ACCCUGGUCGUUCUCAGCCAACCACUGUCGUACUUUUCCGUCAGCCGUGCGCGCUUUACGCCAUCUUGAAAUUUCAGCCGCAAUUUAGUCAAGUCGUUGAGAAAUAAAGAGACAAAGUCCUUCUUUCUCCCCCCGCAGCCUCCAAGAUGCACACUUCUCGGAACAAAACAGCGCCGGCGGUGGACACGGCGAACACAGACGCGGAGCCCGGGACGGAGUCAAAGCACCGGGAGCGGAAAGCUGGCGGAGGGAUGUUGAAGAAGCUGAAGUCGAGGCGCAGUCAGGCGGACAAGUGGCCUGUGGUCACCGAGGACCAACUCAGGGAGCUGGGAGGAGAUAUUUCCCCCGACCACGUCCUGGGACUGCGGGCUGUCACGGAAGACUAUCUUUGCAAACCUGAAGACAACAUAUACAACAUUGACUUCACCCGUUUCAAGAUCAGAGAUCUCGAGACUGGAACAGUUCUGUUCGAGAUCGCCAAACCUCCCAAUACUGGUCCUGCAGAGGCUGAAGAGGGGAGUGGAGAUGUAGACGUCAGUGCAGGCCGCUUUGUGAGAUAUCAGUUCACACCUGCCUUCUUAAAACUACAAACUGUAGGUGCAACUGUGGAAUUCACAGUCGGCGACCGUGCCAUUAACAGCUUUCGAAUGAUUGAGAGGCAUUACUUCCAGGGGCGCCUCUUAAAGAACUUUGACUUUGACUUCGGCUUCUGCAUUCCCAACAGCCGCAACACAUGCGAACACAUUUAUGAGUUUCCACAACUUCCAGACAACCUCAUUCGACAAAUGGUGGAGCAUCCUUAUGACACCAGAUCAGACAGUUUCUACUUUGUGGACAACAAACUCAUCAUGCACAACAAGGCCGACUAUGCUUACAAUGGUGGGCAGUGAGACCUCAAGGAGGACAACUGUGCAGGAACAUUGUUUCAUCAACAGAAUUAACAGCCCACAUCUAAUGAAACUAUCAAGACUCUGAGAAAAAUGUGGUUAUGUUCGUCUUUCAAGUAAGUUUGUGCACUGUUUGCCUUUCGUUUGCGUCUCUGCUGGAAAGGGACAAUCACAGACCUUUUGCGACAUAGGUUCUGUUACAACUUAAUUUGCUUUAUGGUAGUUGUUUUUCUCUUAGAAUGCUUUAAACAACCUUUUAAUUGCUUCCCACAAGGAAUAAGCAGUAGUGGGUAGAACUUAUAAAGUAUUCUUAGUGGUCUACUCUUAGAUAUUCAUUUACAUCAGUUUGGCGAGUACUGUUGUGUCGAUUAUUUAAGAUGUGUGCUUUAUUUACAUGUUUGUCUAGCUUCAUUGAUAUGGUCUUACUAUUUGAAAGGACUUAAUUGACGUCCUGGAAAAAUAACACAUUUUACGGCGAGUAAUUGGUUGACAAGCCGGAAUCAUUGGGCAUACAUUAUUAUUUGCAAGAUUGUUUUUGUUUUUAUAUUUAAAUAAUAUAAAUAAACCUCAGACGGUGUCUUGUAAGUCCAACCAUGAAAAUGUUUAGCAUUACUACAAGAGCUGUAAGGUAAUAAGAUAAUGAAAAAUAAUGAAAUCUCUUGUGAUUGCAUCAACUUUGUGCCUUUAGCCCGUCACUGGGAAAAUAAAUACUGUUACUCUCGUGUGAGAAAAAGAAUGCGGAGAGUUCAUUCAACCUAAUAGGAAUAUAUUUUGUAUGGUCUUGAAUGUAGGACCACUGUGUGGAAAAGGACAAUGAUUUAAUGUUUCAUAAAGUCACUGGCUGAUGGAAAACUUUGCAGCCGUAAUCAUCUGUGCUAGUUUAUCAGUAAUAGUUGUCUGUAGUUGACUUAUUUUUGUUUUAGUUGGAUCAAAGUCAGUGGAUUCAUUAGAUAGGUGUGUUGAUUAGUAUUGCUGGUUAACAGCUUUGGUAUUGUAGUUUGGAAGAGUUGGUUUUGCCAACUAGUCAGUUAUGUUCCGUAUGAUUAUCUCAAGGCUUCAGGUGAUCGAUUCCCUCGCUAAUGAACAAUAAACGGCUGAGGCAAUGAAACUGAUCUUCUUAAAAUGAACUGAAUAAAAACACAAAUACACUCAUGUCAGGAUUUUUCUGUCAUUCCCUGAAUUUGUCUGGCUGACAGGCCAAUCAUGUAAAAAAUGUAUAUUUGGUAUAUUGGCUCUAUUUGUUCAUGGACAAAACUUACAGGAUUCUCCAAUCCAGCUAUUUAGUAUAAUUGAUUUGCAAAUAAAAAUGAUCAUUUUUGUUGAUCGCUGUACAUUUCAUAUUGUAAUAAAGUGCACAAUGGGAGUACACUUGA
This is a messenger RNA of Nerophis ophidion (straightnose pipefish), 2260 nucleotides long. RefSeq names its product unc-119 homolog 1 (gene unc119b). The record is from RefSeq and is a predicted model, not a curated record. The transcript has 5 exons. The coding region runs from base 147 to 890 and encodes 247 amino acids. Gene Ontology annotation, cellular component: cilium. Lineage: Eukaryota; Metazoa; Chordata; Actinopteri; Syngnathiformes; Syngnathidae. Gene Ontology annotation, biological process: cilium assembly; lipoprotein transport; nervous system development. Gene Ontology annotation, molecular function: lipid binding.